CCGGACUCCGGAGCCCGCCCCGGACUUGGCGUGGCGCCGCAGAGUCGCGCGCACCGCCGGCGGAUGGCCGAGCUCUCGCCGUUUCCCGUUCCUCCGCCCUCGCCGCCUUGCCCUCCAGCCAAGCGCUUCACCUCCCCACGUCCCCGUCCACCGCUUCUCCUUCCCGGAGCCCCCGUAACCUCGCAAAACUGCCGCGCCGGCGCGUCGGCCCGGUAAACAAACCACCCCCCCCCCCCCCCGCCAAUUUCCACUCCGCUCGCGCUCCCCGCCUCGCCAUCUCGAAUCCGCGCGACGCGCCCCCUGAGCCGCCGAGAAGAUGCCGCGGCUGACGCCGGCGGACGCGACCCUGAUCCUGGACCACGCCCUGGGCGACCCCAAGGUCCCCGCCGCCGCCGUCCACGCGCUCCUCGCCGCGCUCCCCUUCCCCUCCGACCCGACCCCGCGCCUCCGCCGCGCCGUCCUCCUCCGCCGCCUCGCCGCCGACCCGGUCUCCGCCUCCGCGCUCGACUCGCUCCACCUCCUCGCCUCGCUCCCCGCCUCCCCAUCCCCGUCACCGCCCCCCAUCGCAUCCGCCCACAUCGCCGUCGCGGGCUUCCUCGCGGCGUCCGCGCCCGACUUCGAUGCCGCCGCCGCGGCGCUCUUCGUGCGCCCCGACGGCCGCGCGCGCCGCGCGGUCAGCGAGGGAGGGUCCCCCGCGCUCGCCUCCGACGACGCCGUCGCCGCGGUGGACCAAUUCGAGGCCGCCGUCGGGAACUCGUUCUCGCAGGUCGUGCUCAGGAGCCUGUGGGGCGACCGAGCCGCAGCGGAGGAGCGGGUCAGGGAGCUCCUCGCCGCCGAGUGGGCCGCGAUCGGACCGUCGCUGCUGGAGGUGGCGGCGGAGCGGAUCGUCGGGGAUGGGUCCAUCCAGACAUGGCGUGACGCGAAGGAGGCCACCCGCGCCAAGUUCCGUGUGCUAGCUGGGGAAGAAAAAGCACGUGAAAUUUUGGGCAAACUUGAAGAAUCUACCUCUCGUGUAAAUCUGAUUUCGACACCAGAAUUUUCCAGGGUGGUGGAUGCUCUUAAAACAAGCUGUGCAGAGCUUCACAGUGUAGUUGAGGAUCCACUUCCAGCUGCAAAGGCAGCUGCAGAUGAGGUGUUGGCUACAAGGGUGGAUAGGGCAGUUAAUUUAAAUGCUGAAACUGGCCAGCCAGCAGCUUGUGGCACUGCAGGCCCAAGCGCGCUUCAUGAAAAGAACAAUGGUACAAAUAAAGGCACACCUCCCAGCCUUAUGGAUUGGAACCCAACGGCACAGACCUUUCAGUGGGAGGAGUCGCCUGAUCCUGAGGGUUCAGAACCAGCGUUACGUAGACCGCACUUGCCUAGCCCUAGGAGAAUACCAGUUUCUCCUUUGCCACCGGCAGAAAACAAAAAUAAGCGUAGAAGGGCAAGGAAGUGGUGCUUGUUAGAAGAAGAAACACUAAGAAAGGGUGUUGAACUGUAUGGUAGCGGUAAUUGGAAGGACAUUCUGAGUAACAACCCUGAUGUUUUUAUCGGCAGAACUCCAGUGGACUUGAAGGAUAAGUGGAGGAACAUGAUGAGGUAGUGGAUAACCUUUUAUCUGGACAAGGUAAUGGAGCCUUUGUUUAUUCCGGCUGAAGUAACCUCACACGUUCUGGCGGUUUGCUGUGGUAAAGUAGAAAGCCUUUAACCAUUUUGUGACGGCACUAAUGUAGCGCCAGAUUUCUGCCGCUGUGCUGAUCCCCACCUAACCUGUAGCAAAUGCUCACCGAAUAUCUGCUUCACUGAAGGGUUGUAUUGAACUUGUGUGUAUAGCAUGCUGCUUGUGUGUACGAAUGCUUCUGUACCGUCGAAGUACACUGUACGUGUAA
Molecule: messenger RNA, 1868 nt
Organism: Panicum hallii
Lineage: Eukaryota; Viridiplantae; Streptophyta; Magnoliopsida; Poales; Poaceae
Exons: 5
Coding region: 317-1582 (421 amino acids)
Source: RefSeq, a predicted model, not a curated record